This is a messenger RNA of Aedes aegypti (yellow fever mosquito), 1947 nucleotides long. RefSeq names its product CDK5RAP1-like protein. Lineage: Eukaryota; Metazoa; Arthropoda; Insecta; Diptera; Culicidae. Gene Ontology annotation, molecular function: 4 iron, 4 sulfur cluster binding; tRNA-2-methylthio-N(6)-dimethylallyladenosine(37) synthase activity. Bases 169 to 1890 code for a protein of 573 amino acids. Gene Ontology annotation, biological process: tRNA modification; negative regulation of cyclin-dependent protein serine/threonine kinase activity. The transcript is spliced from 4 exons. Gene Ontology annotation, cellular component: cytosol; mitochondrion. The record is from RefSeq and is a predicted model, not a curated record.
UUUCCGUGUGGGAGUACAUUGUCAAAAUACAGCGAGUUCAAGUUUUACGCGGCGUCAAGUUCAUAACAAAUCGCGUAGCAGAAGCAUUAAAUACUUGAAAACUAGUGCAAUGCAUUACUUAAUCCUGUAAAAUUAAGUUUUAACUAGUGUUCCGUUUAGUUUAGCAAAAUGAACGCACUCGGGCGCCAACUCUUCAAGUGUAAGUUCAAUCAAUCGCGUUAUAAACCGGUGAUAACAUCGUUGGCUCGUUCGCACCAAACUCAAUCCACACCAAUCAAGGAUCGGCUGCGCGAUGGACCUAGCUUCCAAGACUUCCUGCAUCAGCAAUCGACGACGACAACCGUUGGAGAAGUUCACCAGGUGGAACGAUCGGUGGACAUUCCAUACCUUCCGCGAGAGUCCCUGCUCGGCCAGAGGCGGAAAGUAUUUUUUGAGAUAUACGGUUGCCAAAUGAACACCAACGAUACGGAAAUCGUGUGGUCCAUACUGAAGAGCCAUGACUUCCAGAGGACCGGGAACAUUAAGGACGCCGAUGUGGUACUACUGAUGACCUGUGCUAUCCGAGAUGGAGCUGAAAGUACGAUCUGGAACCGGUUGAAGCACAUUCGACUGAUGAAGGGCAAAAGAGAUGAGGCCAAGCCGUUGCAAAUCGGAGUCUUGGGCUGCAUGGCUGAGCGAUUGAAGAAGCAACUGGUUGAGAAGGAACAAGCGGUGGAUGUCGUUGCAGGGCCAGACAGUUACAAAGAUCUGCCACGACUGUUGGCCGUUGGACAAAGCGGUCAGAAAGCUAUAAACGUGAUGCUCUCGCUAGAUGAAACCUACGCUGAUGUGAUGCCCGUUAAGUUGGAUCGAAAGUCGCGAACCGCAUAUGUGUCAAUUAUGCGUGGAUGCGAUAACAUGUGUUCGUACUGUAUUGUCCCUUUCACUCGGGGAAGGGAGCGAUCUAGACCCAUUAGUUCUAUCCGGAAAGAAGCGUUAAAUCUGCAAGACAAAGGCAUAAAGGAAAUUACCCUUCUCGGCCAGAAUGUUAAUAGCUAUCGGGAUACAAGUGAAUGCUCAGAGGACACUGAAAAGCAAGCUUCCAUUUUGGCGCCAGGUUUCAAAACAGUCUAUAAAACAAAAAUUGGGGGCCUUCGGUUUGCUGAGCUUCUAAUGGAUCUCGCCGUGACAGUACCGGAAAUGCGAAUCCGAUUCACGUCGCCACACCCGAAAGAUUUCCCCAACGCCGUGCUGGAAACGAUUGCAAAAUAUCCCAACAUAUGCAAUAGUUUGCACCUGCCUGCACAAAGUGGAAGUUCGAGCGUUUUGGAGCGCAUGCGACGGGGUUACACUAGGGAAGCUUAUUUGAACUUGAUCGACGAAGUACGGUCUCUCAUACCUGACGUAACCCUAUCGAGCGAUUUUAUUUGCGGGUUCUGCGGUGAAACGGAUGAAGAAUUUUCCGAGACGAUUUCCUUGAUACGCCAGGUUAAGUAUCAUACGGCUUUCCUGUUUGCUUACAGUAUGCGAGAGAAAACUACCGCCCAUCGCCGUUACGAGGACGAUGUUCCUGAGGAAAAGAAACAGCAACGACUGCGCGAAAUGAUUGCUGCCUUUCGCGCCGGAGCUGAGCAACUGAACAGGCAAUUUGUUGGCCGCGAAGAACUGGUGCUGGUGGAAGGGUUUAGCAAACGAUCCAAAGAUGACCUCUCCGGUCGAAAUGAUGGCAACAUUAAAGUGAUACUACCCAGUGGAGAUGUUCCAAUGGGUCACUCCAAUGCAGACGAGAGAAAAACGAUAGUCAGUGGGGAUUAUGUGGCAGUCAAGAUUGUCGAAUCAAAUUCACAAAUCCUGAAAGGCGUACCACUUUAUCAUACGACCAUCAGCGAGUUCGCAGCGCGAAAAAUGUGAUGAAAUGGUAAAACAUGCGAUUGUAACAAAUAAACGUUAUUGUUGUGGAUACAUAAA